Messenger RNA from Aspergillus sclerotioniger CBS 115572, 1499 nucleotides. RefSeq names its product amidohydrolase. The transcript has 3 exons. The record is from RefSeq and is a predicted model, not a curated record. Gene Ontology annotation, molecular function: hydrolase activity, acting on carbon-nitrogen (but not peptide) bonds. Bases 36 to 1499 code for a protein of 487 amino acids. Lineage: Eukaryota; Fungi; Ascomycota; Eurotiomycetes; Eurotiales; Aspergillaceae.
GAUCAUGUUCAAUCUCGCUAACAAACACCAUCACCAUGAACCCCGGAAUCCUGCUACAAGGCGGUACCCUUUUGGUCCAUCAAGAUGACAACACCGUUAUUCCAUUUCGUGCUGACAUCCUAAUCCACGGGAACACAAUCGCUCAAAUUGAACAAAACAUUCAUGUGGACGACAACAUUAGAAUAAUCAACUGUAGCAACAAAAUCAUCUCCCCCGGAUUCAUCAGCACACAUCAUCACCUAUGGCAAACCCAACUGAAAGGAAAACACGCCAACCAGACCCUUCUGGAAUACUUGCCAUCUGGAAAUCUCAUCGGUGCACUGUACACCCCAGCCGAUGCAUUCUGGGGCGAGUUAAGCGGUGCAAUGGAGGCUAUUGACGCCGGUACGACGUGCGUAGUCGACCACUCGAGCCUCAAUAUCGGGCCGGAAUACCCACCCACAAUGAUCCAAGCCCUGGAAACCUCCGGCCUCCGAGCCAUAUACUGCCAAUGCGUCCCCAGAACCAUCACCAACGACAAGGACCUAAUGGGAACAAACGACCACACGCCCACCACCGCCCUCACCACCUGGAAGCCCCUCGCGAAAGCUGUGCCCUUCGCAAACGAUCGAAUCCAGCUCGGCUUCGCUAUAGACAACCUCUAUCUCCCUACAACCCAACUCCAAGAACUAUACUCUUCCCUCCGCUCAAUGAACGCAAAAAUAAUCACCUCCCACGGAACAGGAGGUAUAUCUUUCGGCAACGCCCCCUCCGCAAUCCAACUCCUCCACCAGUCCAAUCUCCUCGGACCAGAUAUAUUAAUCUCGCACGCCAAUUUCCCCAAACCAGGUGAUGCAGACCUCCUAGCCACGCACGGCGCAUUUGUAUCCUCCACUCCGAACACGGAGCUGCAAAUGGGGUAUCCGCCUGUAGCAUUCAUGCCUGAGUUCGAACCGCAUGCGAGUCUAGGUGUCGAUUGUCAUAGUUGGGGGAGUGGGUUCAUGCCGUAUCAGAUGCGGAUGAUUCUUCAGUAUGCGCGGACGGUGAGGUCGGAGGGUCUUGCGGGGGAGGGGAAGUGGAGUCGGCAUGUCUCGCCGUCAGUGGAACAGGUUUUUAAUCUUGGGACGGUUGGGAGGAUUAGGGUUGGGGCUAAGGCCGACUUGGUGAUUUUUGAUAUGACCACUCCGGCUAUGUUGGUGGCUGCGCAGGAGGAUCCGCUUGCUGCGGUUGUGUUGCAUUCUAGUGAGAGGGAUGUUGAUACGGUUAUUGUUGAUGGGGUUGUUAGGAAGGAAGGGGGGGUUUUGUUGCCUGUUGGGGUGGCGAAGGCGCCGGGGUCUAAUGGUGGUGGUGGUGUUGGGAUGGAGGGUCAAGAGCUCGCGUGGAAUGAUGUUGUGCAUGAGGUGCUGAAGAGUAGGGAGGCAAUAAGGCAAAAGGCACGGGGAAUUGAUAUGAAAGCAUUGGAAGAAGGUAUCAUUGAUGCUUUUCAUAUGGACCGAGAGAGUAUGAUUGAGUCGGCUUGA